Messenger RNA from Sinocyclocheilus anshuiensis, 279 nucleotides. RefSeq names its product BTB/POZ domain-containing protein 10-like. The coding region runs from base 1 to 279 and encodes 92 amino acids. NCBI's taxonomy places the organism in Eukaryota, Metazoa, Chordata, Actinopteri, Cypriniformes, Cyprinidae. Gene Ontology annotation, cellular component: cytoplasm. The transcript is spliced from 3 exons. Gene Ontology annotation, biological process: positive regulation of phosphorylation. The record is from RefSeq and is a predicted model, not a curated record.
AUGUUCGGUCGAGCGUGUCAGCACAGUUUUACACGACCAAACGCUAAAGGUGAAUAUGAAAUCGCAGAAGGCAUCGGUGCCAACAUCUUCAGAGUCAUACUGGAUUAUUACCGUGUCGGCAUGCUGCACUGUCCAGAGGGCGUGUCUUUGGUGGAACUGCGCGAAGCGUGCGAUUAUCUGUGUAUAAACUUCGACUACAGCACCGUCAGAUGCCGAGACCUCAGUGCUCUCCUGCACAAAGGAGGCGUGGCCUACACAACCACGCCCUUUAUCACAUGA